Messenger RNA from Verticillium alfalfae VaMs.102, 618 nucleotides. RefSeq lists its product as hypothetical. The record is from RefSeq and is a predicted model, not a curated record. Gene Ontology annotation, cellular component: multivesicular body; ESCRT III complex. The transcript has 4 exons. Gene Ontology annotation, biological process: protein transport; endosome transport via multivesicular body sorting pathway; late endosome to vacuole transport. The coding region runs from base 1 to 618 and encodes 205 amino acids. NCBI's taxonomy places the organism in Eukaryota, Fungi, Ascomycota, Sordariomycetes, Glomerellales, Plectosphaerellaceae.
AUGAACAACCGACAGCUCGGUCGCGACAUGCAGGUCGAGUUCCAGGCCAGGUUCCAAGCGAAGCAGGCCAGGAGAGAGGCCCAAAAGGCCGCCAAGCAGGAUCCCAUCCUGAAGAAGCAGAUCCAGGACCUCCUCAAGAACGGCGAGACCCAAAAGGCCUACCAGAAGGCCAAGAUGCUCCUGUCCAAGCAGGCCCUCGCCCAGCAGAUGGACCAGAUGGCCGACAUGGCCGAGCUCUCGGCCGCCCAGAUCCAGGCCAACAACUCGAUGAACCGCAUGACGCACAUGAUGGGCCAGUCCUCGCGGACCAUGUCCGUCGCGCAGAGGAACAUGAACCCAGAGAAGACCCUCGUCACCCUCGAGCAGUUCAAGCAGCAGAACGAAGAGUACGCCAUGUCCAACGGCAUCUACCAGGACGCCAUCACCCAGUCCACGAGCACCCAGGUCUCCGAGGACGCCGUCCACGAGCUCCUCGGCAAGCUCGCCGACGACGCCGGCGUGCAGCUGAGCCAGCAGCUCGAGAGCGCCACCCCGGCCAAGGAGGAGCCCGCGCGCGAGGAGCCCACCGCCGAGGAGGAGGAUGCCCUGCAGCAGAGGCUGCGCGCUCUGCGUGCGUAG